CCGGCGGCCAAAGACGAACGGCGGCCAAUUGGCAAGUGCAUUUCGAGAUCCAACCUGCCGCGGCAAAAACUUCUGCGUUUCGCCGGGACGCCCAUUCUGCCCUUGCCCUUGUCACCUAGAAUUGAGACCUUGGCAGUCAGUCGGUAGUAGUCAAACCAGUGGCACAGGGCUCCUCAAAGCGUCGAUCUAUAUAUAUUCAGACACAAGCCGUUUGAUAUCCGCCGAACAGUCGAAUAGAAGCAGUGACCAUGUCUACACUGGGAUCAUAUGCAGGACCCUUCGUCAACGAUGCCGCACGAGACCUUGCGGACUCGUUGGUGGUGACAGUGAACAGCACCAUUGCCUUGGCGUCCAACAUGUACAGCGCCAUUCCAGGCAGCCGAAUUCUUGCGCUGUACGUAAAGUCGUCCUACCAGAACGAUCCUUAUCGCACCCUCUUGGAAAUCGGCCUCGUCAUUUUCUUGAUCUGGUACUUCGGCGGCAAGAAGUACAAGCCUGGAAAGCAGCACGAGAAGAUCAUUUUGACGGAGAAGGAGAUACAAGAGCUGAUCGAUGAAUGGGAGCCGGAGCCGUUGGUCGUUCCACCGACUGAGGCGCAACGAUUGGAGUUGGAGAAGAUCCCUAUCAUUAGCGGACCCUCAGGCCCGAAAGUCAAGCUUGCGGACGGCAAGGAGAAAUUGAAUCUUGCGAGUUUCAACUUCCUCGGAGCUAUGAACCAGGAAUCCACGAAGGAGAAAGCCAUCGCAGCUGUUCGGAAGUACGGCGUGGGAACCUGUGGACCUUGUGGCUUCUAUGGAACGAUCGAUGUACACAUUGACCUCGAGAAGGAGGUGUCGAGAUUCAUUGGAGUCGAGGAUGCGAUUGUGUACUCUCAGGGAUUCUCCACCAUUGGAAGUGUCAUCCCCGCUUUCUCCAAGCGAGGCGACAUCAUCGUUGCAGACUCUGGCGUCAACUUUGCGGUUCAGAAGGGCAUUCAAGUGUCGAGGAGUGUUGUCAAGUACUUUAAACACAAUGACAUGGAAGACCUGGAGCGAGUCCUGAAGCAGGUCCAGCAAGAGUCUCUGAAGAAGAAAAAGCCUCUUACUCGCCAAUUUAUCGUCGUUGAAGGACUCUACGUGAACCACGGAGAUAUCUGCCCACUGCCCAAACUGAUCGAACUGAGGAACAAGUACAAGUACCGCUUGAUUGUCGAGGAGAGCAUGUCCCUGGGAGUCCUCGGACCACGCGGCGCCGGUGUUUGCGACCACUACGGCAUCUCACCCAAAGACGUCGACAUGAUCACUGCAUCCAUGGCGAACACCCUGGGGGCUGGCGGUGGUUUCUGCUGCGGAUCGAAAGAGAUUGUCGAGCAUCAACGCCUGAGCGGUCAGGGUUACGUCUUCUCCGCCUCCUUGCCCGCGCUUCUGGCGGUUUCGGCUAUGGAGGGCAUCAAGCACGUGGAAGCACAUCCAGAACUGGUCACGAGGUUGCAAGAGAACUCGGUCCUGAUGCGCCAAACGAUUCGCAAGGGUGUGCAGAGGGUAGAAUGCAGCGGCCCAGACGAGUCACCCGUUCUCCACGUGCGCCUCUCGGACCUCCUCGACCAACCCGUCGAUGAACAAGAAAAGGCGCUCCAGGAAGUGGUCGAGGAAGCCAUGCGGAACGGUGUCCUCAUUACUCGAGCAAAGUACGUCCACGGACAGGAACUCAACGUGCCUUCCCCGAGUAUCCGCAUAGCCGUCUCUGCCAGCCACUCUCGUAAGGAGGUGGAGAAGUCUGGUAGCGUCGUUGCUGCUGCGAUUAAGAAGGUGCUGAAGAGCAGGCGAUAGCUGUUCGCUUAAGGCGGGUGGACAAAGGAGGGGAUCAGAGGGGUUAGGUCAGAUUUUGGGGGUGUGCUGACUUAUAUAGAGGUGUAUUGUUGAAGAAUAAUGAAUUUUCACACAUAUUCGAUG
Fimicolochytrium jonesii is the source of this 1931-nucleotide messenger RNA. RefSeq names its product pyridoxal phosphate-dependent transferase. The record is from RefSeq and is a predicted model, not a curated record. Lineage: Eukaryota; Fungi; Chytridiomycota; Chytridiomycetes; Spizellomycetales; Powellomycetaceae. Gene Ontology annotation, molecular function: pyridoxal phosphate binding; serine C-palmitoyltransferase activity. Gene Ontology annotation, biological process: ceramide biosynthetic process; sphingosine biosynthetic process. Gene Ontology annotation, cellular component: endoplasmic reticulum. Bases 249 to 1808 code for a protein of 519 amino acids. The transcript is spliced from 6 exons.